AGAUUUGUAUGGAAAAUAGCUAGAGAGAUAUGUCUUACUCAAGAAGGUCAAGAUACUCUCCAUCGCUGUCUCCUUAUGACAAGCGUCGUGGAAGGUCUCUCUCAAGGUCAUUGUCUAGAAGCCGGUCAAGUUUCUCAAGCGAUGCUGAGAAUCCUGGUAACAGUUUAUAUGUAACUGGAUUGUCUCACCGGGUAACUGAAAGAGAUUUGGAGGAUCAUUUCGCUAAAGAAGGAAAGGUAACGGAUGUUCACCUUGUCCUGGACCCAUGGACUAGAGAAUCUCGCGGAUUUGGUUUUAUCUCUAUGGAAAGUGUUGGUGAUGCUAACCGUUGCAUCAGAUAUCUAGAUCACUCUGUUCUGCAGGGCAGAGUCAUUACAGUUGAGAAGGCAAGGCGCCGUAGAGGACGUACUCCAACUCCAGGAAAGUACUUGGGGCUGAGAACCGCUCGGGGACGCCAUAACUCUCCUAGCUACUCUCCCUGCAGGUCUGUUAGCUGCUCUCGUAGUCGUAGUCGAAGCUACUCAUCUGAUCGGAGCAGAUCUUAUUCUCCAAGCUAUGGGAGGAGAGGAAGAGGAAGAGACCGGUCCUAUUCGCCUUACUACCAAGGGAGAGACAGGUCCUACUCACCUGAAAGUCGUCACUACAGAAGGUACAGGUCGGUAUCGAGAAGCGUAAGCCCUGGGAGGAGAAGCAUGUCAUGGAGCACAUCCCCAAAGAAGGGAAGGAAAGAGAGCAGAAGCAAGUCUCGCAGGCGCGACAGGCAAUCUUCAAUGAGUCAUUCAAGGAGCGCAAGAUCAAGCACCUCCAGAUCCGUCAGCCCAUAACAGUCUCUAGUUUGGGACUUGUGUAUUCCUUGUAUUUGUGAAUUGAUGAUAGAAUGGUGCUGUACGGUUUGGUGUUUGAUGUUAGGAUCCUUAUUAUCAGUUAUAUGUAAACGUUGCUUGGGCGACAUAUUGCAUCAGU
Molecule: messenger RNA, 963 nt
Organism: Arabidopsis arenosa
Lineage: Eukaryota; Viridiplantae; Streptophyta; Magnoliopsida; Brassicales; Brassicaceae
Source: the annotation of a GenBank genome assembly